GGCUAAGGCAAAGUAUACGUGACGGGUAGUCGUUAUGGAAAUGGCUUUCUUAACCCACCUGCCUUAAGACGGGAAUGAUGAAACAACCUCAAUUAUACUAGUAGGACCUUCCAUAUACCCAUGACAUGACUCAAGGGGUGUUGCGACUUCCUCAGCUUAACUGAUCACCCGCUCUAAAAUUCCCCUCUUAUUCUGUCACCUCUUCGCCUUUCCUUUCUAAUCCCACAACUGACUGGAUGGCCUCACAACAUGAAAAGCAGCCCUAUAUGCAUUAACCUCCUUCACCUGCAUCAAUUAACCUCAUUGAUACCCUAUUCUGAUGUCAUCCCUGUCUACAAUGCCUCCCGAAAUACCCAGCAGCAUGAAAUGCCUUAUUAACAUGAACAUCUCUGUUUCUGAAGCCAGAGUCCAGGACGCCUCCGUCUCAUUCAAUCUCUCAACCCCAUCGCAGAAUGCAUCCACUACAUCAUCUACCGAUCCUAUCGGCGGCAUUUGUGACCGGCCAGCACAACUCGAAGCGCCAGCCAAUGGGACAAACGAUACGGUGGUAUCGUCCGGACAUUUCGUACGGCGAAAACGACCACGAUUAUCAAGCCCUGAGCUAGGAAGCAAUGACGAAAUCGGCCCGCAGUGGUAUGAGCAUAUCUACGAUCUGAUAACUUUAUUAGAUCUGAUCACGCCGGAUUCGGAGAAACAUGAUGUUAUUUUCAACGCCUUCCUCGAGGUUAUCUCUAAGGUCGGCAUAGCUGAUAUCAAGUGUAUAAAGAGCUUCAUCCUAGAGGACUGUGAAUGGUAUCGGCCCGGUACAUGGAUAUGUUUGAAGGGCACAUUCUUGAGAUACUCACGUGCAUGUCUGUUGGACAAUGAAGAGUGCGACUGCAUCAGUGCAUUAAUCUACAAGCGUCCCUGUCUCUAUCUCAAGAAGGUAGAUGGUGGUUUGGCGGUGAUUCGUGUAGGGCCCCAGAAAUAGCGGAAUAGUUAAGCGUACUAAAAAAGUACUGGUUGCGGGGUCUAGACAAUGGUGGCGUCCCCAAGCGUUUGUGGGAUACAUGGGUUAAAGAUGCCCCGACUUGCUAUUGGCUGAUGAGGACGGGAUGAGGACGGGAUGAAAAAUGAUGUCAAGGAUGGUUAGGAGUAAUAAAUAGAGCAAAGGCGAAAAUCUCUUUCUAUUAACCUUCUGCUGAUAAUAUUUAAAUAUUUCUUCCUGGUCUUCGGACCGGCUUUCAGAUUCCUAAGGCCCGUGUAGUGGAGAUGGCUAGAUUGUUGAGGGGGAAUAUAAUAGAUACGACGAAUGUAUGCAAGGCCAUUAAGGCAUGUCUCAUAAAUGCCUUGUUACGUCACGAGUGCCGUAAGGGCUGGGUAAUAUUGGGUAGUUCAAAGCUGCGGCACGCAGAAGUUUCUUGAUAGUCCCGGACUGUAACAAG
Daldinia loculata is the source of this 1424-nucleotide messenger RNA. RefSeq lists its product as uncharacterized. The transcript has a single exon. Lineage: Eukaryota; Fungi; Ascomycota; Sordariomycetes; Xylariales; Hypoxylaceae. The coding region runs from base 320 to 970 and encodes 216 amino acids. The record is from RefSeq and is a predicted model, not a curated record.